Molecule: messenger RNA, 2683 nt
Organism: Oreochromis aureus
Lineage: Eukaryota; Metazoa; Chordata; Actinopteri; Cichliformes; Cichlidae
Exons: 2
Coding region: 34-852 (272 amino acids)
Biological process (GO): positive regulation of ERK1 and ERK2 cascade; T cell activation; interleukin-15-mediated signaling pathway
Cellular component (GO): membrane raft; external side of plasma membrane
Molecular function (GO): protein tyrosine kinase binding; MHC class II protein binding
Source: RefSeq, a predicted model, not a curated record
GGAGGAAAGACACUCUACCGCCUCAUUCACAGGAUGAAGACUCUGAGCUUUUUGUGCAUUCUUCUAUUUUUAUGUAGCGAGGUUUUCGGAAAGUUGAUUCAAGCUCCUUUAGGAGAUGGAGUUGAGUUUCUGCUGUCAGAGGAGUGCCUGAAGGGACGCGGGAGACUAAAUCUGCGAAGGAAUGAUGCCAGCACGCAGCUGAUCGCCUCCCUGGAAAACGUCUGGAAACCCGGACCACAACAUCCAGACCGCGUGAAUCAAAGAGGGCUCUCUCUCAUCCUGGAAAACGCAGAUCUGAACGACGAAGGGCUGUACGAGUUUACAUGCAACGGCAAAGACUUGGAAGCGAUCAAGCUGGAAGUAUUUGCCCCCUCUGAAGUUGCUGUAUCCGAGGGCGAGGAUGCCACACUCCCGUGCCGCUCCGUCACCGCGGGCCAGUCGGUGAAAUCUGCGCGCUGGAGGAGAAAUGGAAAGGUGGUGCUUCAGCUGGAUGCUAAAACAGGAGGAAUCACAUACGGGGAAGACGUUGACAGAAGCCGGGUGUCGAUACCAUCAGAGUGGGACCGACAAGCAGACCUGUCCCUCACCAUAAAGAGAGUCCAGCAACAAGAUGAAGGAGUUUAUUACUGUGACAUAGACAAGUGGGAGAGACACCGCUCUGCUGUCCGCCUGCGAGUCCACCCUCAAGUCCCCACAGCACCCGGUAGCACACCUCUGCCUACAACCACACCGACGCCAUCAGAGUCCUCUGAUAGGACAUGGAUCACAGUCCUUGUAACAGCAGCUGUAACAUCUGGGAUCGUUGGUCCUCUGACUUUCCUUUUGGGCCGGAAACGGAGGAGAGAAACAUGAGAUGAGGAGACCGGAGCCCAACUAAACGGGUGCCACACCACCAAUAAUGAUCAGUCAUCAGGAGAUCAGCACGUCUCUACAAAUGGCUUUAAAAGGCCACCUGGUGCUCCAGAGGAAAUUACCCUACUGCCUAUUAAUAAUAAUAAUAAUGAUAAUAAUAAUAAUAAUAAUAAUAAUAAUAAUAACAAAUGAAAUAAACGUAAUUUUUUAAGAAACUGGUUGUUUUACUUGGAGACGCUCAUCAGUGUCUCCAUGUCUUCCUAUUGUGUCUAACUUCACCAUCUGUGUUUACAUGUACAAAGUUACACAGUAUCUGCACACCAGUAACUUGGACCGUAAAGAAAAACAAAACACACAAACACACACUUUUAUAUUUUAUUGAUUUAUUGGUGUUUUCUUGUUGAGACAUAUCCAGUUGGCACUCGUGAAGGUUGAAGCCUGGUUAUUCCUCAUCUACCUCUGCAGUUAGUUUUAAUGAGUAUACAUUUUAAAGACUCAAAUAUGGACAAGCACAUGUGAAGUUUGGCAUUUUCUUUCUGUAGUAUUUUUUUUUUUUUGGUAUACCUUGUCCUUGCUAAAGCUGUGAAUCUCAUUCAUAUAUAAAUAAAAACGUGCAGUAGAAGGAACACAUGAUGGCAGGUGGGACUCAUAGUUGUCUUAAUUUCCAGAGGAAGUAGAGGCGAGUUUGAGCCUCGUUGGCCAGCGAUGUGUUGCUGUUAGACAGGGAGAGGUCCUCACUCAAGAUACAAACAGUAAUUUAAAAGCUGUAAAUCAGGAGGAGAAACGAUCUCAAACACGAGGUUACAGCCAGCAUCUCUGAUGGAUGUAAGAGGUUUUAUUUGCUGACAAACUGAUUAAAUUGUCUAAACUGUAGAAAUUAUGCGACACACACAAGAAUGAUUCAACAACAGCUACAAAAGAUUCUUUUUCCCUUUGAAUGUCAGUGUGGAGAGUUUCCCAGUGUAGCCCAGCAGAGACAAAGGUUAUUGGAGGCAAACAGUUCAGGAAACACUGAGGCUGUUACACACUGGGAAACUGUGUCUGGACCUGAUCCAGGCUGUUCAUGAAUCAAAAGGAAAUGAACAGACACGCUCGUUUUAAUCCUCAUUUCCUGAAUAUUCCUUCAGGAAAGACAAAAUAAUGCUCAUGUUGUAAAAUGAUCAACACUUUCUUGACAGCGCAACAAAAUGCAGGACACAGAGACAAAGUCAAAUUAAAAGGCGAGACAUUUAUUGGCUUUAAAAUAAAAAGUGUGAAAAUCUACACAAAGUUCACCAAAACAGGGUGAAUACAAUUAAUCACCUGAUAAGGAUUUUCAGAUACAGCUAAAUAAUACAUCUACUUUAUUUCCAUAAAACCCUCCCUGUCAUAUUUUCAGUUUUUUUUUUUUAAAGAGUUUUUAAGGCACUUUUCAUUAAGAAGUCACAAAUUAUUUUCAGUCAGCAUUAAGGACCCCAACACAGAUCACCACUUUACAUACUUUUUAUUACAAUGUAAAUAUAGAUAAACUUGAGCUUUGUGAUUCAUUUUUGAGACUGGAGCUUCUUCUGGCCAUGACUGUAGAGAACAUCAGGCUCUGGCUGUUCAGUCAGGGCCAAUAGAGGAUAUGAUCUUCACUGAUCUUCCAUUUGUAAGAGUAGCUCAGGAUCAGCAGCUGUUCUGCUUUGCCUCAGUAAAGCUGUCACUCAAACUAUCCAACCAAUCAGGGUUUACAUCAUUACAACCACAGCAGCAGCAGCAGCAGCAGCAGCAGCAGCAGGUACAAAUGACCUCUGAGUGCAUACAGACUAAACCUGACAUUAACAUUUCCUCUAACACACUCACCUCUUCA